Molecule: messenger RNA, 541 nt
Organism: Carica papaya (papaya)
Lineage: Eukaryota; Viridiplantae; Streptophyta; Magnoliopsida; Brassicales; Caricaceae
Source: RefSeq, a predicted model, not a curated record
AUAUCGUAACCAACAACCAAAUAAGAGGCGGAUAACCAAAAAAAAUAAAAAUGCACAGCCAUGCUCUGCAAUUCCCCUCCAUCAGCGUCUCUUCCAUGUCCAUUUCAUUUAUCUCCCCUGGACACCUCUACAUAGAAACCUUCUGCUUCACUUAUCCACCCUGCUCAAAAGUCCUUCCUAACUCUAUUUCUGUGCAUAGACCUGUAAUCUCGAGAUGCGGCAACGGCCCACAAGAGAUAACAGGUGGUGACAACAACUUGAAGGAUGCACUGUCUGGUAUGGUGGGCAAGCAGGUGGAGGAACUCUUGAACAGAGAAGAGAACAGGGGCUUGCUUGAUGGAUUGGAGAAAGCAUCACAAAGAGUUGAAAUGGCUAAGAGGCAGCUUGUAGAAAUUGAAAGGCAAGAACUCGAGGCGAAGCUUUUGAGGGAUUACGUUACUCAGCUUGAAACCAGAGCAUCUGAGAAUGCCAGCGGGAGAUCCUAGAAGCAAGAACCAUGGUUGAAGACGCUGAACGUACUCUUUCGCUUAAUAAAACUGGA